Messenger RNA from Plasmodium falciparum 3D7, 20805 nucleotides. Its product is annotated as putative VPS13 domain-containing protein. NCBI's taxonomy places the organism in Eukaryota, Apicomplexa, Aconoidasida, Haemosporida, Plasmodiidae. The record is from RefSeq and is a predicted model, not a curated record.
AUGAUAAAGGCAUUAUACAAAAGUAUUGUAAAUUUUUUAUUGUCAUCCUUUUUUGAAAACAUUGAAGAAAAACAAUUACAAACAUCAUUAAUACGAGGAAAAGUUCAUUUGCAAAAUGUAAAAAUAAAAAAAUUUUUUUGUGAUUUUAUAUAUUUACCUUAUACUAUCAAAUAUGGUUAUAUUCGUUCCUUGGACUUACAAAUACCACUCUUGUAUUUGUUUCAAAAAGCUUCUUUAAAAGUAAGCGACGUUGUAAUAGUUUUGAAGGAAAAACAUUUCAGCGAAUAUAACAUAGAAGAAGAAAUAAAUGGAAUAAAAGGAGGGAAAAAGAAUAAUUUAAAACUUGAAGAUUAUAAUUAUAAUAGUAAUGAUGUGAAUCAGAAAAUUAAUAAAGGCUUAAAUUAUUUAUUUUAUGAAUUAUAUAAUAAUAUGUCUAUUGAUAUUGAAAAUGUAGAAAUUAUAUUAGAAAGUUCUGAAAAGACUACUAAUGUUAUUGGAUUGUUUGUAAAAAAAAUAAGUAGUGUUAAAACUCAUAAUUGUACAAAUAAAAUAAUAAAAGAUUUUUCUUUUGUGGAUGCUAUUUUUUAUAUGAAUGAUGAAAAAGCGAAAUAUGCAAUUAAUAAAAUUAUAAAAAAAGAAGAAAAGAAAAAGAAAAAUAAAAGAAAUAUUAAUGAAGAAGAUAUAUAUAAUAAAAUUAAAUAUAUUUGUAAUAAUUUACAUAAAAAAAAAUAUAUAAUUUCAGAAAUACCAUCCAUUGUUUUAAGUACAAGUAUGUAUGUUAGUAAUAGUACUGAUUAUUAUUAUCAUAAUUCAAAAUUUCUUUUUAAAAAAAAUAGCUAUUUUAAUAUUACAUGUACACAUUGUGAUAAAUAUCUUUUUCAAUGUAAAGAAGUGAAAAAAGAUAAAUCGAUAUUUCAAAAUAUAUUCAUAAAGAAAGAAAAAAUUCAACAAAGAAAUAAACAGCUCUAUAGUGAAAUUAAUUGUAAAUGUAUGAAAAAUAAUAAAAAUAUUUUCCAGAAAGAUCAAAAUACAAAUUGUACGUAUAAUUCAGAUCAUGUACCUGAGAACUCUCUUAAGGGUACUAAUGAAAUGAAUAAAAAUAUUCCCCCUGAUCUUGACAGUAUAAAUGUGGGACACCCCAAGAUUGAUGAUGAUAAUGAAAAAAAUAACCAUGAAAAUAAUAGUCAUAAUGAUAAUCAUAAUAAUAGUCAUAAUGAUAAUCAUAAUAAUAGUCAUAAUGAUAAUCAUAAUAAUAGUCAUAAUGAUAAUCAUAAUGAUAAUCAUAAUAAUAAUCAUAAUGAUAAUCACAAUCUUAAACAUAAACGUAAUUAUAAUCAUCGUAAUGGUGGUGUCGGACAAAAUAAUACUGGUGAUAACAACCUUUUAAAUAAUACAUUUAAUAAACAUAACGAAGAAAGAACCGUACAAGAGAAAGAUGAAAAAAAAAGUGAAGAUUGCAUUGAUUGUAAUUGUAAAAAAAAUAUUAGUGAAGAUCUUGAUAAUUGUUUAUAUUGUAGGAUUAAUAAUAAAAAUCAAUCGUAUAUUGAAAAAUUUCAUAUGUUAGAAGAAAAUAUAAAUUUAAAAGAAAAUGAAUAUAUGACCUUUGAAUUGAAUGUAGAUAAAAUAGAUUUAAUAUUAUCAUUCAAACAAUUCUAUUAUAUCUUAGAUAUUGUAAAUUAUUAUUUUAUAUAUAGUUGUCUUGUUAAUGGUUUGUGUAUAGAAGAAUGGUUAAAUAUCCCAGAAAUUAAUGAUAUAUUAAUUUAUAAAAGAGAAUUAAUAAAAAAAAAGAAAAAAGAAAAAUUUGAUAAAGAUUUUAUAGAUAAAUUUGAAUAUACACAUAGCUUUCAAAUUAUUUCAAAUAUAAAAAAACAUGUCGAAGAAUAUUCUUUAGACAAUAAUAAAAGGAAAAAAAGUAUAAGAGGAACAGGCGAAGAUUUAUCAACACUUCUGAAUAGUAAUCAUAACAAUGAAUAUAAUUAUAAAAAUGAACAUAAUCGUCACAAUGAACAUAAUCAUCACAAUGAACAUGAUAAUAAUAAUAAUAAGGUGACAAAAUCACAAUCCGCGUCGUCUCAUUUGUCAAACGUAUCAACAUGGAAUAAACCUUUUUUUGUAUAUAAUAAAAAAAUUUCAGUAAAUUGUUCAUUUAACAUUUUAAUUAAAAAAUUAAAUUUUUGUUUAUGUAGUGGGGAUAAAAUAAAUAAAAUCAUACAAAUUAAUACGGAUGAUUUUAAUUUUAAUGUUAAAUCUUAUAUUAAUGCUGAUUUUGCAUAUUCCUUAUUGUUAAAAGAUAUUAGUGUUUUCUUUAUACAUAAAGAUAAAAAAUAUCCUUUGUUUGAAUUAUUUAAUGUUAAUGAACAUAAUAAAAAAGAAGAUAAGAAAAAAGAGAAUAUGAAAGUAAAUAAAAGAAAAAGUAAAACUUAUAUAUUCAAUACACACUUAUGUAAUGAUGCGAUGACUUCUUUUAAAAGCGUUUCAUCUAUAAAAAAUGUUCCAGGUAAUAUGAAUAAUAUUACAGAUAAUAUGAAAAAUGAUAAUUAUAAUAAUAUAUAUAAGAAUAAUGAAAAAAAUGUGGAAAAUGGAAAGAAAUGUAGUAAAUAUGUUGAGUCUAGAAAUUUAGUGGAAAUAAAUAAUAGACAUAAUGAAUAUUCAAAAGAAAAGAAAAAUAUAACAAAUAUAAAGAAUGACAAUAUUAAUAAUAAUGAAAAUAAUAAUUAUGAUAAUAAUAUUAAUAAUAAAGAAGAAUAUGCAAUAUCAUUAUUAACAUUUACUAAAUAUGAAACUACACAAGCUAAAACAUUUAUAAAAUUUAAUAAAAAUAUUCUUAUAACAUUAAGUGUUAAAGAAAUUUAUAAUAUUUUAAAUAUGAACUGUGAUUAUAAACCAGUCGAUUUAGAAAAAAAAUUGAAAUCUUAUAAAAUUUUAUUUUAUUAUUAUCUUCUAGGAAAAAAAUAUUGUAAAGAAUUAUAUAUGGCAUCAGAUAAAAAUUUUGAGGAUAUGAAUAUACAUUUUAUGCAUAAUAUUUAUUUUAAUAUAAUAAUUAAUAAAAAAUAUAAUUUAUUAUUUAAAAUGAAAAAGGGACUUGUAAAUUCUUUCUUCUUUACAAAAAUGUAUUUACAUUGUGAUUUGAAGAAACUAACUAUGAUAACAGACCAUAAUGAUAUGCAACAAAAUAUGGAUAACAAAUUAGUUGAUCAAUAUACUGAACAAAUGAAAGAAAACUCUUCAUAUCAGAAUAGUCAAAGUUGUAGUAAUACAAGUAGUGUGGGCUUUACAAAUGAGGACCCAACGAAAAGAAGAAAUAAAGAAAAAAAUAAUCUAAAUAUAAAUAUAAAUUUAAAUUUAAGUACGAAUGACGAUGUAAUAAUUAAUAAAAAUGAAGAAAAAGAAAAUGAAAAUAAAGAAAGUAAUAGGACAGAGCAUAUAAAACGUGAUAAUUCUAUACAUUCGAAUGAUAAUUGUAGUAUAGGUACUCAUAGUGAGCUUUUUAAAAAUUCGGAAUAUAAUUCUAUGAUUAAUAAUAAUAAUAAUAAUAACUCUUUUAUAAAUAAUGAUAAUACAAGUAUUGAUAAUAAGGUGUCAAUGCAAUGUAGAAAGUAUUAUCAGGAGUUUUUAAAAAUGAAUAAUUUAGAAGAUAUUAAAACAAUUAGAAAAAUAGAAAAAAGGGCAAACCAAAAUAACACAAGCAAUAAUAAUACUAUAAAUAAUAUACACAAUAUAAAUAAUGUACACAAUGUAAAUAAUAUACACAAUGUAAAUAAUAUACACAAUGUAAAUAAUAUACACAAUGUAAAUAAUAUACACAAUGUAAAUAAUAUACACAAUGUAAAUAAUGUACACAAUAUAAAUAAUAAUUAUUAUGAUCAUAUUUAUAGUCAUAACAAUAUCCAUAUUAAUAAUCAUGCGAUUAUCCACAAUAACAGCCAUUAUAAUAAUAAAAAAACAAACAUUAUUCUGAACAACAACAAAUAUGAUGAAUAUAAUGAUAAACACAGUUUUCAUAGCGAAAAUACAAAUUCUUAUAGUAAUUCAAAUAAGGAUGAUUAUUUAAAUGAAGAUUUAAAUUUAUAUAAAGAUCAUAUGUAUAUACAAAAUUGUAUAACGGAAAAAGAAGAUAAUAUAAUUACUACAAUUUAUCAGAAAAGAACAAAUUUUGAACUUUCUCUUUUUAUUCUUAAAAAUAAAAAUAAUGAAAAGAUACAAAAUAUAUUAUCUCAUAAAAAUAAAAUAAAUAAGAAAUAUAUAUUAAAACCAUUAAAAAUAUAUAUUGAUGAAAUUACAUAUAAUUUUAAAAAUUCGAGUGAUAAGAAAAUAACCUUUUUUCAUACUAAUAAUUAUAAAAACUAUCUAAAUUUUACACUUGAUGAUAAAAUUAUAUUCAAACUUAUUUUCUUUUAUUAUCAUUAUAAAGAUUAUGUUGAUCAUAUUUUUGAAAAGUUUGAAAGCAAAGAUGAAUCCAACUAUUUAAAUUUAAAUACAAUAGAUGUACGUAGUUAUAAAACUUUACAAAUUUUAUUAGAUAAUGCUGUUCAUAAUAAGAAUGAUCACUGGUUCAAUGAACAGAAGGAUGUUCAUGAUAAAGAUGAGCAGAAUAAAGGAACAAUAUAUUAUGAACAAAAUGAACAUGAUAUCAAAAUUGAUGAUAAUAAUGAGGAGGAGAAUAACGACCACACAGAUAAUAAUAAUAAAAACAAUAAUAAUAAUAAUAAUAACAAUAAUAAUAAAAACAAUAAUAAUAAUAACAAUAAUAAUAAAAACAAUAUGGUGGAUGGUCAAAUCGAAUGUAAUGAAAAUGUUACAGAAAAAGAGAUACCAAGUAAUGUACCCAAUUCAAAUAACUUAACAAAUGAAAGUUCAAAUGAUAAUCAUAAUAAAACAACUAUUGAACAUAAUAAUAAUUUUUGUGAAGAACAGAACAAAAAUGAUUUAAUAAAAACAUCCUUUAAUAUUACUCAUUGUGAAGAAGAAAAUGCAAAUAAAAAUAAAUACACGGAGGAAGAUAAAAAGGAAAUAAAAGGAAAUGAUAAAAAAAAUGUUGAAAUGUGUAGAAAAGAUACAUUAGAUUAUGUAAAAGAAGAUAUAAAUAAAUAUAAGAUGUAUAUUAAUGAAAAUAAUAAUAAAAAAGAAGAAGAAUAUUCACAUAAUAAUAAUAAUCAUCAUCAUCAUUACCAUCAUAAUAAUAUGUUGAAAGAUGAUACAUCAAAUUAUAACCAUGUACAAUAUUUCCAUGGAGAAAAAAAAGAAAUAAUAUGUUUUAUAAAUAAAAGUAAAAUACAUUUUAAUAAUUAUAAAAAAAGUAAAAGAAUGAUAUCGAUACAUUUAUCAGAUGUCCUAAUGUAUUUAUUUAGUGAUAAUAAUAUUACAAACUUUUUAUUUAAUUUAAAAAAAAUUAAUAUAUUAAAUUGUUUAUCUCAUGAAGAUAGUUAUAAUAGUUUCUUUUCAUAUAUACAACAUAAAAAAUUUUCUACACAUAAAAUAAGUAAAAAAGGAUCAAAAUUAAGUGAUAAAAGAAAGAGUUCAAAUGUUAAUGGAAUUUAUUUUUAUAAUAGUGUUUUUAAAUUAAUUCAAAACGGUACCUUUCUUUUAAAAUAUUCAUCAAAGAAUAAUAUUUCAUGCUUAUCUUCCAUACAUCUAAACCCAAAUCAUAAUCAUUAUAUAGAAAAUAAUAAUUCAAAAGAAAAAAAUUAUUUUCUAAACAACAAUAAUAAUAAUAAUAAUAAAAUGGAAAUAGAAGAAACUACUGAAUUUAGAUAUUUUAAUACAAAUAAUUUUGAACAACUAAAUAAUACAUCAGGAAAUAAAUCUAUUGAUGGAUCCAACGUGAAAAUUAAUAAUAGUCUUGAUUUUGUUCAUAAAAAUUAUUAUAAUAAUUUGAAUAAUGACUAUUUUAAUUUUAAUGUACCUCAGGAUUCUAAUAAACGAAAGGAUGCCACAAGUUCUCCAAGUAAUGUUAGUAAUAAAAGUGGGGAAAUCAAAAGUAGUCACAAGAAGGAACAAAGGAAAGAUAAUCAUAUGAAUGAAAAUAUUAGAGGUAGUCAUAGAAGUUAUAGUACUCAUCAAAGUUAUAGAACCCAUCAAAGUUAUAAACGUCAUGCUAAUAAUAGUAAUAUACGAUGUAGUAGCAGCCCAAGCGAAAGAACACACAUCUCCAAAAAAGAUGAAAUAAAAUUCAAUAAAGAAAACAUUAUGACAUUGUUAAAUGAUUGUACAAAUAAUGAAGGAGAAAAUCAUCAUGUUAAAAUAACGAACAAACAAAUCAAAAGAAGUAAAAGUAAAGAACAAUUUGAAGAUAUAAUAAAUAGUAAUACAAAAAAAACAAAUGAUAUAGAACAUAUUUGGGAUGAACAAAAUAAUCAAAACAAUAAAGAAAAUGAUAAUGUUGUAAAUAGAGUUGAGAAAAAAAGUAUUAUUACGGAAAAUUAUAUACCUUAUAAAAGUUGUAUAGAACAAAUUGAUGAUAUUGAUUAUAAUAAAGAAUCGUUACAACAUGAAAAAAACAUAGAUGGAAAAACAAAUAUUAUAUAUCAUAAUAAUAAUAAUAAUAAUGAUCAUAUAAAUAUGAAUACUACUACUUGUAUUCCUAUAAAUGAAAAGAACUUUGUUAUACAAAGAAAUAAAAAAAUUUCUCAUUACUAUAAUGCAAAAGAAUAUAAUGAUUCAAAUAAAAGGAGAAGAAAUAAUUAUAUAUUAACUGGAGAGGUAAAUAAUAUAAAAGGUUAUAAUAAAGAUGAUAUGCAUUCAUCACAUGUUAAUAAUAUGAAUAAUUCAUUAUGCUCAUCAGCUUAUCAUAAUAUGAAAUAUGAAAAAUAUGUAGAUAUUGAGAAAUAUAGAAAUGAUGACGAAUUUUAUGAAGCUGAAGAUGAUGAAGAUGAAGAAAAUGAUAUAGAUAAUCAAGAAGAAGAAUAUAUUGAUAUGAAAAAAAAAGAAAAUGAAAAUAUUAGUAGUAUUGAAUUUCAUAUGAUUAAUAGUGAAUUUAUUGUAGAUUAUUUAUAUUUUAUAUAUUUAUUUAAAUGGAUUAAUAAAUUAUAUAGAAAAUAUGAAAAAAUUAAACAAUUGUCAGAUUUUGCAUAUUCAAAUAAUAAUAGUACAGAUGAUGAAGAAAGUAAUAUAAAUGUAUCAAAAUGUAAUUAUAUUCUUUUCUUACAAAAUAAUAAAAUUUAUGUACCAAUAUAUAAUUAUUCAAUAUCACAAUAUAAGUAUUAUAAUAGUUUAAAGGGAACCUCUUAUGUAUCCUUAUUACCUGUAUUAGAGUUACAUUUCUCAUGUUCCUACAAAUCUAUGAACGAAAACGAUGAAAAUGUAAAGUCGAUAAACGUGCGAAAUUUGGGAAGCGCUCUUGUCAUUCCAAGUAUUAACAUUUACAAACAUAAAAAAAACAAGAAAAGCAAUAUAUGUGUAAUAACGUUUAAUAGGAAGGAUAAGAAUAAUGAAAGUAUCAUUAACGAUUUAAGAUUUCAAAUAAAUAUGAGAAGAAAUUAUAAUUAUGAAAUUAUAGAAAAUGAAGAUGAUAAUAGUAGUAGUUGUAAUAAUAUGGAGAUUCCAUAUUAUGAACCUAAAUAUACAUCAUUAAAUACAUAUUGCACGGUUAUAUCUAAAGAGCAGAUGUAUUCAGAAAAGAACAAGAAUAAAAAUAAUAAUAUUAACAACAAUAAUAAUGAUAAUAAUAUAAUUAUGUAUGAUAAUAAUAUGUAUAAUUAUCAUGGUUACCAUACUAAAACAGGAUCAUAUCCAAAAAAGAUUAUUAGUUUCCAUUGUGAUCCUAUAAUUUUAAAUUUUUCAAAAGAUAUAUUAAAAAAUGUACUUAUAUUUUAUAAUACAUUUUGUUAUUUUAUAAAUAAUUGUAGUAAAAACGAUGAUACAGGUAAUGAUAGUAAUAUGAUUAGAGAUAUGUUAUAUUAUUUAUACAACCAAAGUAGUGAUAUAUUAUUUGAAUAUUUUCUUGAUGAUAUACGUUUAAAUUGUUAUGAUGGUAAUAUUAAUCGAAAUGUACCAUUGAUAGUAGUUAGUUUGUUUAAUUUAAAAUUCUUUUUACAAAAGGAUAUAAUAAGUAUAUAUAAUUUUUUGAAUUUUUAUUUAAAUAUAGAUAUAUAUGAUAGUUAUAAAAUAUUAUAUGAUACGUUAUUAGAAAAGAUGGAAAUAUAUUUAACUUUUGAAAAUAAUAGAAAUAAAUUGAAUAUAUUAAAUUUAACAUUAGAAACAUCUUAUAUUAAUAUUUUAUAUACAAAUAAAAGUAAAAAUAUAUUAAUAAAUUUCCUUGAGCCAAUAUUAAAUAAAAAUUUUUAUUAUUUCAGUUCAUCAUAUUAUAAUAAUUUGGAUAUUACAAAAAAUAAAAGAAGAAAACGAAGUAUUUAUCAUCAUCAUAAUCAUAAUUAUCAUCAUGAAUGUUAUGAAAAUAAUAUUUUAAUUAAAAAUACAAAAGGAAAAUCAUUAGUUACACAUAUAACAUCUAAAAUAUUUAAUUAUACAGGUUUAUCAAUAAAUGUAAGAUUUAAACAAUCAUUACGAAAUAAAAUACAAAACAAUAGUUUAAAUAAUAAGAAUAAAAAUAAAUAUUUAUUUUAUGAAUUACAAAAUAAUGAGCAUGGGGCAUUAUUAAAUGAUGAAAAUGGAGAAGUGUGUGAAGUCGUAGUUAUUAUAAAAAUAUUUAAUUAUAUAUUUGAAAUAAUAGAUAUAGAAAGAAAUAAAAAUACAUGUGAUAUUAGAUUUUUACCUAUAAUAUAUGAAUUAAAAAAAUUUAAUGAAAAAAAAAAAAUUACUAUUAAAAAGUAUGAUAUAAAUUAUGAUAUAUAUAAUGAAUAUUCAUUAAAAAAUAAAGUAUUUAAAACAUUUAUUAAAUUAUAUAUACAAACAAAUAUUGAUGAAAAGGGAAUAGUCUCAAUAUAUUUCUCAUCAAAUCUAUUUAUUAAUAAUUCAACAAAUAGUGAUUUUGUUUUAUUGUUUCACCCUGUACUUUAUUAUUUUAUGUUAUUUAAUGAACAGUCCACAAAUAGUAACACUAACAAUAAUAUAAACAACAACAAUAAAAAUGAGGAUAACAUGGUCGAUAAUAAUGAAAAUAAUGAUAAAAAUAAUGAUAAAAAUAAUGAUAAAAAUAAUAAUGAAAAUAAGGAUUGUGAUAGUGUCCAUAAUAUUAAUAAUGUGGAAAGCGAUUCACCAGUAAAUAUAAACUUUUUCAAAAAUGAUAAUUAUAAUAAUAAUUACCAUAAUAAUUACCAUAAUAAUUACCAUAAUAAUAAUGACAAAGGUGCAAAUAUAACUAUUAUUAAUUCCAAUGAAAGGUAUUUUUUACCUCUUAUUUCUUUUAUACCUAUUAUUAUUUUAUAUGAUUAUUUAAAGAAAAAAAAUGAAAUCGAAGAAAAUAAUUACCCUGACAAGUAUCCAAUGAAUUCUAAGAAUUCUUAUGUAACACCUGUCUCAAUGGUAUGUGAUUUAAAAGGAAGCUUCAGUGCAGAUAUAAAAAAAAAUAAUUUCAUAAAACGAUUUAAUUCGUUAAAUUAUAAUAUGAAUAUUCAUAAUGGUGAAGAGGAAGAAAUAUCUAAGCAGAAUGAAGCCAAUGAUAUGUUAAAUUAUACCCACGUGGAUAAUAGUAACAACGAAACAUCUUGCAGAAAUAAUAAUGAAGAUAAAAUAUUAAGUUAUAAGAAAAGAAUUACUUAUGAUUAUUCUUCGAUUAAUUCUUUAAAAAAAUUGUCAUACAAUAACUUAACACGUGCUAGCUGUUAUGUUAACUCCAGAAGUAGCGAAAUGAACCUUUGUAAUAUAAUAUCGAAUAAAGGAGAUAAAAGAAAUUUUAUGAACAAUGAAAAAAUAAUAGAAUCUCUUAAUUUGAAUGCUUUAAGAGAAAUUAAUAAAAUAAGAACUAAUAGAAUAUUAAAAAGAUUAGAAAAAUAUGUAAAUGAAAAAAGUAAUAGUAAGAAUAUGAAAAAUAUUAAUUAUAUUUAUAUUAUUAAAAAAGAAUUUUAUGAUUUCUAUAUUCAUAAAAAUGAAAAUAAUAAUAAAUGUUAUUUUGAAAUGUUUAAUUUUUUAAUAAAAAAUGGAGCCAAAAAAGUUUUAAAUAAUUCAAGUAUAAAAGAAAUUAUCUGUAGACAUUCCUUUGAUUUUUUAAAAUAUAAUUUAUAUGCACAAACAUUAAAAUUAAAAACUUUAAAAAUUAUAUGUUAUGAUAAGUAUAGUAGAUAUUUAAGGGAGAAGAAAAAGGAAAUGGAAGAAGCUAAAACGUAUAAUAAUAAUAAUAAUAAAAAUAACAUCAACAAUAAUAAUAACAACAAUGAUAAUAACAACAAUAAUAAUAACAACAACAAUAAUAAUAACAAUAAUAAUAAUAAUAUGAAGAAAAAGCAAAUUGGUGAUAUAUAUAUGAAAAAUUAUAAAGAAGAAAAAAAUGAUAUAAAGGAAGAACAAGAAAAACAUGAUAAUAGUAGUAGUAUUGUGGUGUUAAAUAAAUUUCAUGAUUAUUAUGAUAAAAGAGAUAAGUAUUAUUUUGAAAACAACCACAGGAAUGACCAUUACACAAGUGACUUAAAUAAUGAUGAUAAUAAUAAAUAUAAUAUUUAUGAUAAUAAUAAAUAUAGUAUUUAUGAUAAUAAUAAAUAUCAUAUUUAUGAUAAUAAUGAAAGUAACAAUAAAAAGGAUGAUUUUUAUUAUAGCAUACCUACUAAUCUCGAUAUUUCACUUAAAUGUAUAAAUCGAAAUGAAAGACACAUCAACAGUCUUCUAUUUAAUCAUAGUAAGAGGAAAUCUACAUUAAGCAACAUACUAAUAAAACAUGAUAUGAUUAAAAAUAGUGUAUCUAAACAUAUCCUGAAUAAUGAUUAUGCAUAUGAAUAUGAUAAAAAGGAAGAAAUAGAAUAUAACUAUAAUAAUAAGGAUAAUUGUGAAAAAAAUAUAUAUGUGCUUGAUGUAAAAAAUAAAAAACAAAAUAAUAAUAAUAAUAUGAACGAUGAUGAUGAUGAUAAUAAUAAUAUGAACGAUGAUGAUGAUGAUAAUAAUAAUAUGAACGAUGAUGAUGAUGAUAAUAAUAAUAUGAACGAUGAUGAUAAUAAUAAUGAUAAUAAUAAUGAUAAGAAGAAGCAUCAUAUUAUCCAUUAUAAUAAUAAUAAUAUUAUAAAAAAGAAAAGAAGGAAAUUUAUAUUUACUGCAAAGAAACAAAGUAGUUAUAGUAAUACAAUUAUAUGUGAACAAAAGAAUAUAGAUGUGAAUAAAAUAUAUUCGUUUGGUAUAUAUAUUGAUUAUAUAUUUGAAAUCCAUAACUUUAUGCAUGAAGAAAUGAAAAUUGGUUAUUGUCAGAAAUAUUAUAUAAACAGUAUACCUAAAAAGAUUAAAAGAAUUAAACGAGAAGAGAUAUCACCUAAAUCAAUAAAAUAUUUAGAUACGAUACCGAAAUAUAUUAAAUUAUUUUAUGUAUUAAAUAAUGAUAAUUAUAUAUUUAAUUUUUUUUCUAAAAAAAUUCAAUUAUAUAAAUAUGCUAAUACACCAGAUAAAAUUCAUCAAAUAAAAAUGUAUAUAGAAUAUAUUAAUGAUGAAAAUAAAAAUAUAAUAUAUAAGAAAAGAAAAUAUAAAUUAAAUUCUUUAUUUAAAAGAAAAUCAAAAAAUAAAAGGAAAUAUAAAUAUCUAGAAUCAAAAGAUUAUGAUAAAUUAUGUAAAGAAGUACCUAAGUUUUUUUAUCUUAAUAUUACAUUUCGAAAGAAAACAGAUCAUUCAAAUAAUACAUAUUAUAAUGAAAAUAAUUUUAAACAUGUAAUAGACAGUAAUGUUUUGCAAUUAUUAAUUUAUCCAUCUUUCUUUUUUCAAAAUAAUCUAGAUAACGAUUUAAUAAUUAAAUCCAAUGGAAAUUUACAAAAAAUUAAAAAAAAAUCAAUAAUGUUUUUUGGUGAUGUUGAUAAUAGUAAAGUUAUAUUACAAAUAGUAUAUAAUAAUCAAAUAUUCCUUUCUAAAAAAAUAAAAAUAAAUCAAGUAUGUUUAAAUAAAAAAAUCAUCUUAACAAGUAAAAAUAAAAAAGAAAAUAUUUUCUUAUCUAUGAAUAUUACAUUAAAUGGUAAUAUCUAUAAUACAAAAACAAUUACUAUUAAUAAUAGAUAUACAAUUAUUAAUAAUACCAAUCGAACUUUAUAUGUGCAAGAAGUUAAUAAAGAUUUCAAAAUUAUUAAAAAAAAGGAAAAAAAAUAUAUGACGUAUUCAUUUUCUUUAGAAAAUUUACAAAAUCAAAAUAAUCAUUCAAAUGAUGAAAAUAUGGAAAAAUUAUAUAUACCUAGUAGUAAUGAUCUUACUAAUAUAAAACGUAAUUAUAAUCAAAAAGAAAAAAAUGAAAAAAAUGAAAAAAAAGAAAAAAAUGAAAAUUUAAACAAAAUUACAAUCAAUAAACGAUCAGAUUUAACGUAUGAGCACGAAAAUGAUGAAACAAAAAUUAUGGAUACUUGUGAAAUUUCUGAUAAGAAAUAUACGGAAAAAGGUAUGACAAAAAUAUGUGAAUUUAAUAAAAAGCAUAUAAAAUAUAAUAAACAUAAAAAAUAUAACGACAAGAAAUAUAAUCAAAAGGAAAACAAUAAUAAUAAUAAUAAUACUACGAGUAGUAAUAAUAGUAAUAGUAAUAGUAAUAGUAGUAACAACAGACCUAAUAUUAUUUCAAUAAAACCAUAUGAAUCUUUUUAUUAUCAUCCUAUUAACACAAAUAAAUGCUUCCUAACUUUUUCUUAUACAAAUAUUAUGGAAUGUAAAAAUGAUAAGAAUUUUUAUAGAAGAAGAGGUAGCUAUGAAUUUACACAUACACAAAAUGAAAUCACAAACUUAUUCAAUAAUUAUUUAAAAAAAAAAAUUAUGAAAUCUCAAAAUAUAUCUAUAAUAAAUGAUAAAGAAGAAAACAUAAAUAAUAAUGUACAUAAAAAUCAAGAAUUCUAUAAUUUAUUUUAUACUAGUCCUAUAGAAAUCGAAAAGGUAGGUAAUUACAAAAUUUUUCACAAGACAGUACAUAAAAUUGAUGUUACGUACAAUAAUGAAAAAGACGCAACCGACGAUCAACCUACAUAUGAGGAUGAUAUUAUUCAAAAGGAAAUAAAACAACAAGAAAAAGAAAUUGAAGAAGAAAUAAAAAGAGAAAUAGAAGAACUAGAAGAACAUCGUGAAAAGGAAACUAUUAUUGUAUUUUCAAAUUUGAAAGAUUCAUAUGAAAAAGAAAUGCAAAAAAAAAAAAAAGAUCGACAUAAGAAAAAUAACUUUCUUAAUAUAAACUCUGAUCAUAUUAAUGAUAAGAACAUUAUUAAUUCUUAUAAAAAUGAACAAACCACUGAAAUGAUAUAUAUACAACACGACUAUACAGAUAAUAUACCUGCUGACGAUGAGAAAAAAAGUUCGCAUAAUGAAACUAUACUUAUAGAUGAUUUAACAUUAUUUAAUAAAAAUAAUAAACAUAGUAUUAAUGAAAGGGAAAAUAAAGAAAACAUAUUUAAUGAAACGGUUUUGACAGUCGAUAAUAAUGAUACUGAACAUAUAAAAAGCGACUAUGUAAAUAUAAAAGGCGAUUGUAUAAAUAUAAAAGGCGAUUGUAUAAAUAUAAAAGGCGAUUAUGUAAAUAUAAAAGAUAAUUGGGUAGAUAUAAAAGAUAAUUGUGUAAAUAUAAAAGAUAAUUGUGUAAAUAUAAAAGAUAAUUGUGUAAAUAUAAAAGGCAAUUGUGUAAAUACAAAGGAGGAUUCUCAUAAUAAUUAUCAACAGAAUGGUAUGAAUCUAAGACAUGAUUCGUUUUGUGAAAAUUAUGUUAUAGAUUUUAAUGAUGAUGAUUCUUGUAUUCAUUUUAAAAAAAAUAAAAAUGAUAUAAAUACAGCAGAUGAUAUAAAUAAUAAUACGGUGAUUAUCCCUAUUAAAAGUAUAAAGCAACUAGAAGGAGAAGAAAAUGUGCAUAAUAUAGAAAAUAAAAAUAAUAACAGCAAUAAUAAUAAUAAUAAUCUUUUAUGUGAAUUGAAUAAAACGAGUGAUAAUAAAGAACGAAUAAACACAAAACAUAUGUUUUUAUAUAAAGAAGAAAGUAUUAUUACAGAAAUUAAUAUAGCAUUAAAUAGUAAUACAAAUAUCGAAAUAAAUAUAUCUAUAGAAAAUAACCCAGAUACUAUUAUAUAUAAUAAAACAAACUAUUAUUUAAUAUUUUAUCAAAGAAAAACAAAUAAAAAAAUAGUAAAUUUGUUGAAACCUUUUGAUAAAGAAAUAUUCGGAUGGACUGAUGUUUGUAAACCUAAAGUUAUAAAAUGCUUUUUAAUUAUUCAAAAAAAUGAUGUGUAUGUAUUUUCAUGUAAUUUAAAUAUAGUAAAAGAACAUAAUAAUAUUAUAUUAAAUAAUAAUAGAAGAAUUAUUGUGUUAACCAAAAUUGAAAAUGGGAAACGAGUUUUUUGUUUAGAAGAAAUGAAUAUCGAAUUAUUAGAUUGUAAUGAAAAAUAUGAACACAAAAAAUCUCUAGCUCCAUUUUUUUCCGCAAGUAAAGGUUUUAAUAGAUUUAGAGAAAAGAAAAAAAAGAAAAUCAAAAAGAAAUUACAUAAAAUAAGUUUAUAUAAUAGUUUAAUCAAAUCAUCACAAAUGAGAAAGGAAAAGAAUAAAAGUAAAAAUAAAAAAAAAAAUAAAAAACAAAAAAAAAAUCAAAUGAAUCAAAUGAAUCAAACCAAUCAAACCAAUCAUAUGUUACAAAAAAACAAACAAACUAAUGAUAACUAUUUAGUAAAAUAUAAAAAUGAAAAAUUUAAUAAGAAAUUACCAUUACUUAGUAAAAAACGUUUUAAUAUUGCAUAUUUAAAAAAAAAAAGAAAACAAAUCAAAAAAAAAAAAAAUAAUAAAUAUUUUCAUUUAAGUUCCUUUUUCCUAUUAAAAAGUAUGGAUUCAUCAAUCCAUAAAGAUGUUGAAAAGGAAAGGAAAAAACAAAAAGGAAAAAGCCAACAGGCAGAAAAAUUAUUCAAGGUAGAAAAAAUUGUACACAAUGAAUCUUACAAUGAAUCGUAUAAUGAAUCGUAUAAUGAAUAUCAUAAUGAAUAUCACAAUGAAUAUCACAAUGAAUAUCACAAUGAAUAUCAUAACGAAAAUAAUGGUAAUAUAAAUUCAAUUAAGUAUAAUAAUAUUAUUAAAGAAGAAGAAAAUGUGAAAAAUAAAAAUGCAACAAGUAAUAAUAAUAGUAGUUUUAGUAAAAAAAAUAUUAAAUUAAAUAAUGUAUCUAUAAAAAAAGAUGAUAAAAAAAAAUCUACAUCAAAAUAUAAAAGCUUGAAUUCUAAAAAACAUAUUAAUAAAUUUUUUAAUGACAAUUAUACAUUUCGAAAAAAAAAGAAAAGAAAAAAAAGUAAUAAAAAAAAUUUAUAUGUGAAUAAAAAUAAUGAAGAGACAGAAACAAGUGAUUAUUAUAUAGAACAUAAUGAAAACAAGAAAAAUAUCGAACUUUCUUCUCAUGAUAACAAUUCUUUUGAUAAUGAGAAAAGGAAAACUAGUUUAGGCAUGACAAAAUCCAAAGGAUAUAACGAUCUUUUUACUGUUAAGUUUAGAAAAAGUGUAAAUGAAAAUGAUAAAAUUGAUGAAUAUAAAGAAAAUAGUUUUGAAGACUCUAGUACAUAUAAUGAUUCAUUUUUAAGCAGUUCUUCAAAUAAUGAGAAUUAUAUUUCUAAUAAUAAUAAGAAACACAUGUUUCUUAAUAGAUAUUAUGAUAAUAAAGAUGAUAAGAAGAAAUAUAGAGAAUAUAAUUUAAUAUAUAAUAAAGAAAUGAAAGCUAAAAAUAAUUUAAAAAAACCUAAGAAGAAAAUUAAAAGAAAACUUAGUGAUUUUAUAUUUACAAAAAUUAAAAAAAAUCAAAAGAAAUUUAAAGGACUUAGUAGAAUAUAUCCAAUGUUUUUAAAAAGUAAUAAAAGUGAUGAAUUUAAUGUUCUUAUAAGAAAUUAUUUAUCGGACAAAGAUGAUAGCACUAGUAUAAGGAAAGAAUAUAAAAUUAUAAAUGAUAAUUAUAUAAAUAAUAAUGAAAAUAAUAAUAAUGAAAAUAUGAAUUAUGAUUUAAAAACAAAUACUUAUAAUAAUAUUCUUCAUAAUAAUAAUUAUAGAUUAGAUAAAAAAAGUGUAUUUGAAGAAAAUAGAAAAAUACCCAUAAAAUUUAUAACAAAUUUAAAUGUAAUGUUACGUGGAAUAAAAAUUAGUUUAUUUGAGCACACCUGUGAUUAUGUUAUAUCUUUUGAAAUCAAUGAAUUAUUAGUUACAAAGGAAUAUAUGGAAUAUAUAGAUUAUUAUAAUGUAGACAUAAAAAUAAAUAAUAUUUUAUGUUAUGCUGUAUAUAAAUAUUUAAGUGCAUGUGCUGUAUUAUAUACAAAUAAUGAUAGCAACAUAAAAAAUAAUCACUUACGUAUGUUAAUGAAUGAAUUAAAAAUUAAAAGGAAUUUAUUUUUACAAAAAAAAAGAAGAAAUGAAAAUAAAAAGGAAUAUUCUGAUGUUAAUAUUGACAAAAAUAAUGACAAUAUUAAAAAUAAUGACAAUAUUAAAAAUAAUGACCAUAUUAAUGAUAAUGACCAUAUUAAUGAUAAUGACCAUAUUAAUGAUAAGGACCAUAUUAAUAAUAAGGACCAUAUUAAUAAUAAGGACCAUAUUAAUGAUAAUGAAAAAGAAAUGUACUCAUCAGGUUCAUCCAGAACAAGUUAUACAAAUAAAAAGAAGGGAUAUAAAUAUAAAAACAAUUAUAAGAAAAAAAAAAAAAAAACUGAAAAAAAUAUUUAUGAUAAUAAAAAAGCCAAAAAAAAAAAAAAAGAGAAAGUAGAGAAAAAGAAAAAGAACCUUUUUGUAAACAAUGAAUUUCUUAUAUGUAAUUUUCAAUAUGUAAGGAAAUGUGAAACAUUAUUUUUUAAAUAUUUCUUAUUAAGUUUAAAACCUAUUGUUAUUAAUGCAGAUAUUAAUUCUAUAACUAUAUUGUUCUAUUUUUAUAAAACGUUUUAUAAUUUUCAUACCAAAAAAAAUGAACAGGGUCAAGGAGUCCAAAAUGGAUUCAACACGGAUAAUUAUGAAAAGGUGCACAUGAGGGAAAUAAAUAUGAUGAAAGAACAACAACAACAACAAAAAAAAAAAAAAAAAGAAGAAGAAGAAGAAGAAGAAGAAGAAGAAGAAGAAGAAGAAGAAAAAAAAAAAAAAAACAAGGAAAAUGUAUUACAAAAAAAAAAAACCAAACAAGAAAUGGAGAGACCUUUAAAAGAUUAUUAUUAUUAUUAUUAUUCAUCUAUGAAUAUAUUAAAUGAUCCAGAUAAUAAUAAAAGAUGUGAUAUACAAAAAAACCGUAUGAUCGAAAAAAAUGAUAGCUUUUUUAUAAAUGUAGAUGAAAAUAGAAAACAAAAAAUACAAGAUAUAACUGGUGAUCAUAUUAUUGAUAAUAAUAUUUUAAGUCGAAUGAAAAAUAUGGAAUCAUUUAUUAUACAUGAAGAACAACAAAAAAAUGAUUUAACUUUAACAUUACAUAAUAAUAUAUAUAAUGUAGAAGGAGAAUAUUAUAAUAUAAAAAAGAGUAAUAUGAAUUAUUAUAAUAAUAUAAUUAACAAUAAAAAGUCUUCUGUUCAAAUAAAAAAAAAAACAACUCUUAUCGAAAAAAAUGAUAUUAAUAAUAAAUAUGUAUAUUUACAAUAUAUAAGUAUAGAUAAAAUAAAUAUUUUAUUAAAUUUCCAAUCAGAAUAUAAAAAAGAAUUAACAAAUCAUGUUAAUGAUUUAUUUUAUAAAGAACAUAUAAGUGCUUAUAAUAAAUUAGGAGAUAUUUCUAAUUGUAAUAUAUAUUUAAAAAGUUUAUCCAAUAUACAUAUCUUUACAAAUUAUAAUUUGUUAAUAAAUUUCCUACAAAAUUUUUAUUAUAACCAAACUAUAGUUAACCUAUCAAACUUAUUAAUUUCUUUUAAUAUUAUUGGAAGCCCUACAUCUUUAAUAGCGCAUGUUAAAAAUGCAUUUAAUGAAUUCUUCUAUAUAAUUAAUGAAGACACACUAUCCAAAAAAAACAGAUAUGAUGAUGACAAGGACAUUAACGAUUACACAACAAAAUACAACAGAAAAAACAACAAAAAAAACAACAGAAAAAACAACAAAAAAAACAACAGAAAAAACAACAGAAAAAACAACAAAAAUAAUGAUAAUAACAAUAUUAAUAGUAUGUAUGGUAGUCAUUAUAAUAAUAAUUAUAUUUAUUAUAACGAUUAUUAUUAUAAUAAUAAUUACAUGUAUCGUCGUAGUACUCUUAAUUAUCAUUAUUAUGAACAAGGUUAUGAUAAAUACAAAUUGAAUCGUAUAUAUAAUAAUAACCCGAAAUUAAGAAAAAAUAAUAAAGAAAGAAAAAAUAAUAUACAACAAAUUAAUUAUACAACCAAAAAAGAAGACAAACAUAAUUUCCUAAAUUUAAUAGAUCAAUCCAGGGAAAGCUCAUUUUUAGAUGAGAAAGAUGAUUCCUUAACCAAUGAUGAUAAAUAUAUUAUGCAUCUACUAAAUGAUUAUAAUUCUUCUUAUCAAAAUAAUUUAUUAAGUGAAGAAGAAUCUUUUGUUAAAAGGAAUUUCAGCUGGAACUUUUUUAAAAAACAACAUACAAAUAAUAAUAAUAAUAAUUCGGAUGAUGACAAUUAUUUUAAUGAUUCAUAUAAUAACAUAAAACAUGAAAGUUCGGGGAACUUAAAUUAUAUGUACACAAAAAGUAUUAAAAAUAAAGAUUUACAUAAACUAGUAAUUGAUGAUAAUAACUCUUCUAUGAAUUCAUUCCUUUUUAAUAAUAAAAAAAAUGUUAUCAUAUUAGAUCAAGUUUCUAAAAAAAAGAAAAAGAAAUUACAAUAUAUCAAAAAUUUUGAAGAACCACAAAAGGGACAUAUAUAUAUGGAUGAUGACAUGUAUAUAGAUGUAGAUGUAGAUCUAAAUUCUUAUGCGGAAGGAAAAAAUACUACAAAAGAUACAUCCAAAUAUCCACCACAUUUUAAAAUAUCAUAUGAUGAAGAAAAAAAAAAAAGGAAAAAGAAAAGGCUUUCAACCGGUAGUAAUAAUAAUAGAUACAAAAAUGAUGCGGAAAUAUUAGAUAUGAAUCCAAACAAAAAAAACAAGAAAAAAAAUAAAAUGCUAAAAAAUAAUAAUAAUAAUAAUAAUAAUAAUAAAAAUAAAAAAAAUAAAAGAAAUAAUAAAAGAAGUGGUUGUACUAAAAUGUUCAGAUUUUUUAAAAAAAUAGGAUUAAAUAUUAUUUAUAUUUUUUCAAAAACUAAGAGAAUAUGUAUUGGUAUAUAUGUAUUAUUUAUACAAUUAAUAUUAUCCUUAUUAUUUUCUAUUACACUAAUAUUACAAUCUUUAAUAAAUUUAGUAGAAAAGGUAAAUAUAAAUAAUGCAGAUAAUGUGUUUUUAAUAUUUAAUAAAAAAUAUGAAAGAAAAAAAGUAGUGGUAUUUAAUAAUAUAGAGGAAUAUAAUAAAUUUAAUAUUACCAAAUUAUUUUAUUAUUAUAUUAGUAUAUAUAUGAAUAUAGUGAAUUUCUUAUAUUAUAAUAUGUUAUAUAAAAUGAAGAAGAAAAAAAAAGAUUUAUCGGGAGAAGAUAAAAUUUUUAUGAAGAAAUUAAAAAUCAAUUUAAAAAAUAAAAGAAAAUUUUCUUUCUUUAUUAAUUUCUUUUUAAAUAUAUUUAAUAUCAUCAAUAUAUUAUUAUUUGGACAUAUAGUUUUCUUACUUUUAUGUUUAUUAACAAUGAAUAAUAUUUUUCAAAAAAUACUUACAGCAUGUAUUAAAUUAGUAUAUUACCAAAGAAAUAAAAAUUAUCUAGAUUUUCUCAAUAAAAACAGUUUUAAUCAUAUGAAUAUUAUAAGUUAUAUUAAAAUUAAUCAAGUUAUAAGUAAAUAUGUACUAUUAAAAGAACCCUUCAAAUAUUUCUUAUCUCAUCAAGAUUUCUUGGAUAUUAAAGCACCUAAAAAAAGAAAUUAUUUUGUAUAUACCAAAGAGCUCUUCUUUUAUAUACAAGAAAAUAAAAUUGUAUUCUUAUUUAGAAAAAACGAUAUGAAAAAAAUUGACAUUAUUAUACAUACUAUAAAUAAUAGUUUCGCAAUAAAUAGUUACUAUAAGAAAAAGGGUAGUAAGACAGCCAAAAAAAGUAGAUCCAAAAAUACCCCAUCGAAUUAUACUCUUAAUAUGGAACAUGUGACAGGAGAAGAAAAUAAUAGCUUUACUUCAUCUUUAUAUAACAAAACUAACGUAUCGAAUGAUAUAUCAGAGGAUAAAAAUGUUAUAUGUUUUUUAAAUCAAGAAUUAGCUUUAACCAAAAGAAACGAAAUUAUACAUAUAAAUAAUAAAAACUAUGAUUAUAUUAUUUCCAUAAAAAUAACAAUCAAAAAUAAUAUGAAUGUUAUGGAGAAUAUUUAUUAUAACCCCAAAAAAUUUUUUAAGUGCUUGUCAAAAAUACAAAAAAGCUUCAAUAAUAUUUAUUUACCUUUAUGUAAAAAUAAUAAUAAUGAAACCAAAAAUAAUAAGGAAAAACAUUUAAAUAAUAAAGGUGCAGAUAUAUAUAAAGCAGAUAUAAAUGUAAAAAAAAGAAGAACUUUUUUUUCAGCAAUUAUUUGUUUCUUUAAAAGCAUUUUCAUAUUUUUGUACUUUUGUCUAUGCCCAUGGAAAUUGUUAAAGUUAAAAAAGAAAAAAUCAAAUGACAAUAAAAAAAAACAAAUGGACGAAAAAGAUAAAGAAAAUGCAGUCCAUAAAAAUAUACAACUAAAACAUAAAAAUAAAAAGGAAAAGACAACACCCAACAGUAUUAUUUUUAAAUUAAACUUUGAAGAUUUUCAAUCAACUUUAAAUAUAUUUGAAUGUUUGUGUAGGAUUAUGAAUAAUAAUUAA